Populus nigra (black poplar) is the source of this 1991-nucleotide messenger RNA. RefSeq names its product 1-acyl-sn-glycerol-3-phosphate acyltransferase 2. Gene Ontology annotation, cellular component: endomembrane system. The coding region runs from base 274 to 1431 and encodes 385 amino acids. NCBI's taxonomy places the organism in Eukaryota, Viridiplantae, Streptophyta, Magnoliopsida, Malpighiales, Salicaceae. The record is from RefSeq and is a predicted model, not a curated record. The transcript has 11 exons. Gene Ontology annotation, molecular function: 1-acylglycerol-3-phosphate O-acyltransferase activity.
CGGCAUUAAUUUCUCUCAGGAUCUUUUGCUCUCUCGAAGACGGAAAACCCCAUAGAAAGAGAGAGAGAGAAGAGCGUUUGACAAGAUUCCCUUGAAAUGAGAAAUAAUCGCUAUUAAAGCUCUGGCUCUCGCUCUGUCCACGCGCUCUCAGUGAAUCCUGACACUCCUCUUCUAAAAUUCAUUUUCACAUUUUAAUCCAAACCUACAAUCUCCUCUCCUUUUCCACCCUCAAAUCUCUCCUCCAUAUUUUCAAAUUGGUGAAGGUGUUUGGCUAUGGCGAUUGGAGCCGCGCUUAUUAUUUUGCCGCUAGGCGUUCUCUUUUUUUGCUCAGGUUUAAUUGUUAAUAUUAUUCAGGCAAUUUGCUUUGUUUUUAUUCGGCCUUUAUCAAAGAGCACGUACAGAAAAAUCAAUAGACAAUUAGCGGAAUUGUUAUGGCUCGAACUUGUUUGGAUCUUCGAUUGGUGGGCUGGAGUCCAGAUCAAAGUGUUCACAGAUAAGGAAACCGUCCGUUUAAUGGGUAAAGAACAUGCUCUUGUUAUAUGCAACCACAGAAGUGAUAUUGAUUGGCUUGUUGGAUGGGUUUUGGCUCAGCGAUCAGGAUGUCUGGGAAGCGCAGUAGCUGUCAUGAAGAAAUCAUCAAAAUUUCUUCCGGUGAUAGGUUGGUCAAUGUGGUUUUCUGAAUACCUCUUUCUGGAAAGAAGUUGGGCCAAGGAUGAAAACACAUUAAAGUCUGGUCUCCAGCGGCUAAAGGACUUUCCUCGUCCAUUUUGGCUGGCUCUUUUUGUGGAAGGAACUCGCUUCACUCUGCCAAAGCUUUUAGCAGCUCAGGAAUAUGCAGCUUCUCAAGGGCUGCCAAUCCCUAGAAAUGUUUUGAUUCCUCGUACAAAGGGAUUUGUUUCAGCAGUAAGUAACAUGUGCUCAUUUGUACCAGCCAUUUAUGAUGUAACGUUGGCUAUCCCAAAAAGUUCUCCUCCACCUACGAUGCUCAACCUCUUCAAGGGGAAAUCUUCUGUGGUACACGUACACAUAAAGCGGCAUUUGAUGAAGGAAUUGCCUGAAACAGAAGACGGUGUUGCACAAUGGUGUAAAGAUAUUUUUGUGGCUAAGGAUGCAUUACUGGACAAGCAUAUGACUGAGGACACCUUCAGUGAUCAAGAAUUGCAGGAUCUUGGUCGACCAAAGAAGUCUCUUGUGGUUGUUACCUCCUGGGCAUGCCUUCUUAUUUCCGGGGCCCUGAAAUUCCUUCAACGGUCUUCACUCUUGUCCUCAAGGAAGGGUAUAGCAUUCGCAGUGUCUAGUUUGGCAGUCGUCACUCUCCUAAUGUACAUCUUGAUUCGAUUUUCUCAGUCAGAGCGUUCAACAACUGCCAAAGUUGCCGCAGCAAAGCCCAAGUGCGAAGGAAAACCUUCUGAGACAGGAGAUGACAAGUAGCACCGAGUCCAGUGUUUAUCAAUUCUCACGUGCACUGACAAGUCAUUUGCAAUCAGUUUUGUGAUAAUACGUGUAGUAUGUGUGUCCCCCCAGCGUUUCACCUUGUGAGUUUUCACCCUAAACUAGUCAUAGUUUCAUAUCAGCAAAGUUUGUAUUCAUACCAAUUCAUUAUUUGCCAGUCAAAUAGGUUAUUUUCUCUAGAAUGUAUCCAAAAUGGUCAUGACCUGUAUGCAUCACUGCUUAAAUUAGGAUAGUCUUUUUACCCAUUUACAGGUUUUCCCUUGCCCGCAUUCUGGCGCACCUUUCAGAUGGUCCGAACUCGAACUCAAACACGCUCUUUAGUGACAUCUGGCUUCUUAAACUCAUGCAUUCAAUCUGUGACCUUCAAUGAUUGAAGGAUUUGAUUCUAAAUUUCAAAAAAUUUCUUACCUCUUUGGGCAUGGAAUGCAGAUAACCCUGUUCGGUGCUGUAAAAUAAUCGUUCAAAUAUUAUGUAACCUCCAAUCUUCUUGCCUGAUCCAAUUACUCUUUAUAUAAUGCCAUAUCAUGCCUUGUUCACUA